CAAAAAAUAAGACGGCAGUAUGAGCAGAGAUCUGCAAUAGAUAAACACAGACAUAGAGCAGCCACCGGGAAGCAGAGAGGCUGAUACGGACAGGGAGCGAGAGGGAGGCAGKCAUUUUGGCAUUUACAAUUCUCACUGCUGUUUUUUAAAUAAUUUUAUUAAAWUUUUUCAUUCAAGGGGGACAUAGCAAGGAUAUAAAAGCAGGUGUUCCCUUUAAGAGGGAAAGGAUCAGGACCAAGGACAGCAUCCUCCAUCUCCAUCCUCCAUCUCCAGCUCCUGCAUAGGUACCACAGUUUGAGAGGAAGUCAGAGUGACCAGGCCAGACUUCAACCUCAGUCCCUCCUCCUACAUGGAGCUCAGCUGUUAUGGAUGGGAGAAGCCUAACCCUGUCUGAGAAACCCCUAUGAACAACAGACCCAAUGGACAUCAAAGGCCAGUCCUGGACUGAUGAGGAAUCAGAUGGGGAGAACGAGUCGGAGCAGUUCCUCUAUGGGAUCCAGGGGAGCUGUGCUGCUGACCUGUACCGACACCCCCAACUGGAUGCAGACAUCGAGGCAGUGAAGGACAUCUAUACCGACAGUGCUGUCUCUGUCAGAGAGUAUGGAACCAUUGAUGAUGUGGACAUUGACCUUCAGAUUAAUAUCAGUUUUUUGGAUGAGGAGGUGGCAACAGCCUGGAAGGUCAUCCGAACAGAGCCCAUCAUUCUGAGACUGCGCUUCUCUCUCUCGCAGUACCUAGAUGGACCGGAACCGUCAGUGGAGGUGUUCCAGCCCUCCAAUAAAGAGGGCUUCAGCCUGGGCCUGCAGCUCAAGAAGAUCCUGAGUACGUUCACGUCCCAGCAGUGGAAGCAUCUCAGUAAUGAGUUCCUGAAGGCCCAYCAGGAGAAGAGACACAGCUGGUUCAAGGCRGGGGGAACCAUCAAGAAGUUCCGCGCAGGACUCAGCAUCUUCUCUCCCAUCCCCAAGUCCCCCAGCUUCCCUCUGAUCCAGGACACGGUUCUGAAGGGGAAGCUGAGUGUUCCAGAGCUGAGGGUGACCCGGCUCAUGAAUCGCUCCAUCUCCUGCACCAUGAAGAACCCCAAGGGGGAGCUGUUCAGCUACCCCCCCAACAGCCAGACUGUGGCUGUCCCGGCGGCCAGGGCCCCAGCGCAGAUUACCACGAGGCAGCUGAUUGAAUUGUUUUUCUCAUCCCAGGCGGGCGGCCACUGCAAGAACAUCCCUACCUUGGAGUAUGGCUUCUUAGUACAGAUAAUGAAAUACUCGGAGCAGAGGAUCCCCACUCUCAAUGAGUACUGUGUGGUCUGUGACGAGCAGCACGUCUUUCAGAACGGAUCCAUGUUGAAGCCGGCUGUGUGCACUAGAGAGCUGUGUGUGUUCUCCUUCUACACUCUGGGUGUGAUGUCAGGAGCAGCAGAGGAGGUGGCCACUGGAGCAGAGGUGGUGGAUCUGCUGGUGGCUAUGUGUCGGGCUGCUCUGGAGUCUCCUCGUAAAAGCAUCAUCUUUGAACCCUACCCAUCUGUGGUCGACCCCAACGACCCCAAGACUCUGGCCUUCAACCCAAAGAAGAAGAACUAUGAGAGAUUGCAAAAAGCACUGGACAGUGUCAUGUCCAUCCGCGAGAUGACCCAGGGCUCAUAUCUGGAGAUUAAGAAACAGAUGGACAAACUGGACCCUCUGGCUCACCCUCUACUGCAGUGGAUCAUAUCCAGUAACCGAUCCCAUAUCGUCAAGCUGCCUCUGAGUAGGCAACUGAAGUUCAUGCACACAUCCCACCAGUUCUUGUUGCUCAGCAGCCCGCCUGCCAAGGAGGCACGCUURCGCACGGCCAAGAAGCUCUACGGCAGCACCUUUGCCUUCCAUGGUUCCCAUAUAGAGAACUGGCACUCCGUUCUGAGAAAUGGACUAGUCAAUGCCUCUUAUACCAAACUGCAGCUCCAGUACAGCUCUGAUCAGCUUGGCGUUUGUUUACAUCCGUGUGUGUGUUCAGGGAUGGGUAAAGGACAGCACCGCAUGCCCACCAAAGAUGAGCUGGUGCAGCGRUACAACCGUAUGAAUACCGUUCCACAGGUGCAGUGUCUGAUGAGCCGUCCUAUCCAGUCAAGGUUUCUCCAGAGCCGGAAUCUAAACUGCAUUGCCCUUUGUGAAGUGAUCACGUCCAAGGACCUGCAGAAGCACGGCAACAUCUGGGUGUGUCCUGUGUCCGACCACGUCUGCACGCGCUUCUUCUUCGUGUACGAGGACGGCCAGGUGGGAGAUGCCAACAUCAACACCCAGGAGCCCAAGGUGCAGAAGGAGAUAAUGCGUGUGAUCGGCACCCAGAUCUACUCCAGCUAAUGGAGGCUCCCCGGUGGCCCUUGGAGGAACAGGUCUGUACUGCAGAUAGACCGACAGACAGAACUAUAGACAUAAAUACAGACAGACAUUCGGGAAACACAAACUCAGACCAGAUGAGGGAGGUUGAUGAUCUUUACGCCUCAUAUCUACAGUCCUUUUCCCUCACUUUUUAUUCCUCUGCUUUCCAUUCUCCCUGUGUCUGGCUAGCAUGUGUAACAGUUCCUACUCUGUGCUCCAGUGAGCCACACCCGUGGGCUAGAUAGAGCUGGAGAACACAGGGAUGAAUGAAGGAAACCUUAGCUGGACUGGUUUGCCACACACACACCCACUCUGAGCUGAAGCGCACGAACACAUUCACUUCCCUUUCAGCCCCUGGUUUCAUUUCCUCCUGAGCCCACUGUCAAGUCUCAUCCACUCUCUUUUUUCAGCUGCAAAUGUGAGAAUCCUUUGGACUAUGUAUCUAUAUUCAUCAGUUCUCAUUGUGGAUACCUAGAAGAAGAACAAAGAAUCAUGUUUUGUUUAUUACGUCCCCCUGUGGGUGUUGAAUGAUGGAUCUACAUGCAUAUAGAAGMURGUUAUUUUAUUGUGUUUGUUGUAGGCAUUAUCUCAGUGAUCCGUUUAUUUCCUAUUCUUUGACUAAUGACAUAAAUUAACGGGCCAAGAUGCAACUAUCUCCCGGGUCAAAGCACUGUUCUACCAUGCCUCAUCAUGUAGUGGGUCAGUUUGUCUUCAGAUAGCACAGACAGAGGGACCUGAAGCCCUCUGGUUGAGUAACAUGAUUGUAUGUUACACAGGAGAAUCCAUCACUAGCUAAUAUUGUUACCAGUCUGUCAGGAGAGACUAGUCACAGACAGACACAGACACAGCCUGCUCCCUCUGUAGACUAAAGGCUUUUCUUGUCUUCUCCUGACGUUUCAUUUAGGGAAAUUAGACCGGAGAGUCAAAAUGAUGACACAGAGAAUACCGGUGCCCUCUAGACUGCUGAAUGUGAGAGAGCAUGAUACAAAACCCAUAGCAACACUCUUCUUCUUCGAGAAAUCGCACUGACAAGAGGAGCUGUUCUGCCAUGGCCAUAGACUUAUCUUUGUGACUUGCUCCAUAAAGUACAGUCCAUCCCACCCUGAGAGACUAGGGCAGUGACCCCAGGUGAAUCCAGUCUCUACAGCCCACUAUCCCUCCCUACUCAGAGAUAUAAUACAUGGAGUUAGUAUAGGGCUAUGGCCCUACCCACAGGACACUGGAUGUUGUUGUGAUUUACUUACAUAUUUAUGGUUCACCUUGGGGAACGGCAACCCUGUGUAUAAUUUACUCUGUUUAUCAAUUAGUUGUAUGUAUGUGUGGGUUAUUCAGAUUUUCUGUACUAUAGUACAUUAUACUGGACAUUGCACUUAUUCAACAUUUGCCUAGCCCAGAUAAAAUGUAUGUACUCUCUCUGUCUCUCUGUCUCUCUGUCUCUCUGUCUCUCUCUCUCUCUCUCUCUCUCUCUCUCUCUCUCUCUCUAUCUCUCUCUCUCAGACUGUCUCAAGGUCUACCUGUCUAGUGUGUAGAAAGAUAGGGAGCCACAGAAAUAUUUAUAUUUGGAGUAAAAGUAAAGUAAACUACUAAAUGUCCCUUAUGGUAACAUGUCUUCACUAGGACGUACAUGACUUGGCAAUAGGUGCCGGGUACAAAUGCAGAACGGCAUUGGUGUUGAACGACAACAACAAGAGUGUAUUGUUACCAGAGAAGGAUAAAUGUACUGUUGGGAGAGAAAUGACUAUCUGCACAAGUCAAGUAUUGUUUGUAGAGCUGGAAAGACUGAGGAAAACAUCUUACCCAGCCUAACCAGUGCUCCUUCUGGCUGCGGUAUGCAGGGCCCGUUGACAGCUGAUACAUAUUGUCCCCCCAUAAAGAGUGACUGUAUUCAGAUCCCUAUCUGUUCUUGUCCCUCUCUGUCAGUGGUGUGUUCAUGAUGGUGACGACGAUGGAAAGAUAUGAUGAAAGGAAUGAAUAAAGAUUUUGCACAAUUUUAA
Messenger RNA from Salvelinus sp. IW2-2015, 4345 nucleotides. RefSeq names its product protein mono-ADP-ribosyltransferase PARP6. The record is from RefSeq and is a predicted model, not a curated record. Gene Ontology annotation, cellular component: membrane; endoplasmic reticulum tubular network; nuclear envelope. Gene Ontology annotation, biological process: endoplasmic reticulum unfolded protein response. Gene Ontology annotation, molecular function: protein serine/threonine kinase activator activity; kinase binding; NAD+ poly-ADP-ribosyltransferase activity. Lineage: Eukaryota; Metazoa; Chordata; Actinopteri; Salmoniformes; Salmonidae.